Striga asiatica is the source of this 588-nucleotide messenger RNA. Lineage: Eukaryota; Viridiplantae; Streptophyta; Magnoliopsida; Lamiales; Orobanchaceae. The record is from the annotation of a GenBank genome assembly.
AUGAAUAUGGAAACAACCAUGGCAGAUUCCCUUCCAUUCGGUAAACCAAAAGCUCGGAUUUUCGCCUCUGGGGAAAGUCACAGGCUUAACCAUGACGAAAGACAAAGAAAAAAAAAUCACCAACUCAACAACAACAAUUUACACUGGCCCUCAACAAAAGGAAAUAAAAUCCUAGAAAAAAUCGUAGUAAUUACCGGACGGCUUCACGUCAACACCGCGGGCCAUUCACGCCAUGGGCCCAGGCCCACCCACCUCCUAGCCUAUCACAAACCGCAAUGGCACCUUCAGAGGGCUCACGCACCUUAUCAAAGCCUAAUUCACGCUCUGAAAAAGCGGGUGCUGCUUGAUCUCGGUUGCCCCACGUCUAUACGCCAGCCUGUUCUACGGCUCUUUAACGAGCAGCCCCCGAAUAAGAUCCCGGGAAACAAAACUAAUUGUGGGAGCCGUCGGGAACUUCAGCGGCUGCCCGACCACAUUAAAAAGGGUCGCUCGAUUACCCGACCCCUUAAACGGAGUCGANACUCUAGCAUAAUUCGUGUGUGUGUGACUUUGAGAAGAAAAAUAAAAUACACCAAAAUAAUCUACUAG